AUGGGCCCAAAGCGAGUUCUCAUCACGUAUGGCGUCGAUGUUGACGCCGUAGCCGGAUGGCUUGGUUCCUAUGGAGGCGAGGACUCGACAAACGACAUUAGCCGAGGUGUCUGGGCGGGCACAGUUGGCACUCGGCGAUUGUUGAAGCUCUUCGACAAGUACGACAUCAAGACAACAUGGUUUAUCCCCGGCCAUUCGCUGGAGACCUUCCCCGAGGAUAUGGCUGCAGUACGCGAUGCAGGACAUGAGAUCGGCCUUCAUGGCUACUCACACGAGAACCCAACAGAUAUGACCAUUGAACAGCAGCGGGACGUCCUCGAUAAGACGUAUCGCAUGUUGACCGAGUUCGCGGGCAAACCACCCCGAGGCAGCGUUGCCCCUUGGUGGGAGACUAGCCAAGAAGGCGCCCAACUCCUCCUAGACUAUGGUAUUGAAUACGAUCACAGCAUGAGCCAUGAGGAUUGUCAGGCGUACUAUCUCCGGACCGGUGAUUCUUGGACGAAGAUCGACUAUAGUCAGAAAGCUGAGACCUGGAUGAAGCCACUUGAACACGGCACGCAGACUGGCCUGGUAGAAAUUCCUUCGAACUGGUACAUCGAUGACUUGCCACCAAUGAUGUUCAUCAAAAAGGCACCCAACAGCCAUGGCUUCGUCAAUCCACGUGAUGUUGAGGAUAUUUGGCGCGACCACUUCGAUUACUUCUACCGCGAGUACGAUGAGUUUAUCUUUCCGAUUACCAUACAUCCGGAUGUGUCAGGACGGCCACACGUUCUUUUGAUGCAUGAGCGACUCAUUGAACAUUUCAAGAAGCACAAGGGAGUUGAGUUUGUAACCAUGGAGCAAGUGUGUGACGAGUUCAAAAAGAAGAACCCAGUCCCACCAGGCGCCCUGAUGCCUGCUCCAGUUGGGGAAAUGCUCAAGAAAUGA
Penicillium cataractarum is the source of this 927-nucleotide messenger RNA. RefSeq names its product polysaccharide deacetylase family protein. NCBI's taxonomy places the organism in Eukaryota, Fungi, Ascomycota, Eurotiomycetes, Eurotiales, Aspergillaceae. Gene Ontology annotation, molecular function: hydrolase activity, acting on carbon-nitrogen (but not peptide) bonds. Gene Ontology annotation, biological process: carbohydrate metabolic process. The transcript is spliced from 3 exons. The record is from RefSeq and is a predicted model, not a curated record. The coding region runs from base 1 to 927 and encodes 308 amino acids.